AUGUCUUACACGGGAGCCCUUUAUUGGCAAUCCCACUUCGCCCAAUGUACAGCUGAAGAUAUGCUGGACACCGCAGAAGCCAGUACAGAUUUCUUCGCAGAUCCUUGUCUCAAUUUCCCAGAUCUCGGCCUUGAUGUUGACUUUGAUGCCCAUCUGUACCGAGACACUCUGACGCCAGCCUCUUCUUUUCUGAUCGACGCCCCACCUGGCAUCUCCCCUCCCUUCUCGUCUGAUUCUGGACCUCACACAUUUGAUGACUUCACCGAGUCAACGCUGGAUUGCCCUGUGAUCGACAAUCAUUUCAACCGUAUCCCCACUGGGCCAUUUCCAACCCCACCUCCCCCCUCCGCAGCUACUUCCUGCUAUGCACAACGACGCCCUUCAUGCAUAAUAACUGCAACAAAAUCCCUACGCUCACUUCAUGUUCAGCAAAACGCUUGCUACUCUCGUCAGAGCAAUGUCAGUCACAACAGUCAUGACCAUGGCCCUGAACAACCCCGCAUGUCCGGGUCAGUUCUGAAAUGCAACAAAGAUGCCGGCAUGUCAGUAUGCCGUAUGCUUCAAUGUACAUGUUCCUUUCAUCCGCAGAACCAAUUGAUGAUUGCAAUCAUCUGCUCCAAGUUGAUCGCGUGGUAUCGCGCAAUGAUCCAGACCUGCUUCAAGAACCAGCAGGGGCUCAAUGAGACGCAGGAGGACACGUCCCUGGAGAAGGUCAUUCACCAGCCCGUUACAAUUGGAGAUCAUUCGGUCGAUGACCAGGGGCUGGGGUUGACCAUUCAAGCUCAGGUUACGUUGCGUGAACUGCAUCAUAUGCAGCGUCUGGUCGAGACCCUUUCAACUCGGAUGCAGGGGACAGCAACCCCAGCCCCAAUUUCCGGGUCGAUCCCGAAGGCUGGAACACGGCCCCAGUUUUCUAAGAUUCCAGAAGCUGCACAUGGUCAGCUGCUGGCCCACUUGAUGAGGCAGGUUCAUGCAGCCAAGGCUGAUCUUCUUGCUGUCUCUCAAGUACUAUAG
Messenger RNA from Penicillium olsonii, 1014 nucleotides. Lineage: Eukaryota; Fungi; Ascomycota; Eurotiomycetes; Eurotiales; Aspergillaceae. The record is from the annotation of a GenBank genome assembly.